This is a messenger RNA of Thalassophryne amazonica, 7302 nucleotides long. RefSeq names its product attractin-like 1a (gene atrnl1a). The transcript has 30 exons. The coding region runs from base 243 to 4433 and encodes 1396 amino acids. Gene Ontology annotation, cellular component: Golgi apparatus. The record is from RefSeq and is a predicted model, not a curated record. Gene Ontology annotation, molecular function: protein binding. NCBI's taxonomy places the organism in Eukaryota, Metazoa, Chordata, Actinopteri, Batrachoidiformes, Batrachoididae.
GAUCCCGCUCGUGUGUUUCCAGCCUGGACGCAGCGCGGGAUGUUCUGUUUUUGAUGAUGAUCAGCGCGCCUUUACGAUCCAAAGUCGCGCCAUCAAAGUUUCCUCCCGUGACGAAGCGCAGCGCGCGCAGCGUGCGCUGACGGCGCGUCACAGCCGCUCGCCUCUGCGCCUUUUUCACCGCACAGGUGCCGUUUGUGUGCACAGUGUCAGCCCGGGUCGGGCACACGGCUGGAGACCUGAGGAUGAGUGCGCGCACCUGGACGCGCUGCGCUCGCCGGAGCGCACGGUGCGCUCUGGGAAGCUUCCUGGCGCUGUGCGCGAUGCUGCUCGUCCACACCGACGCCUCCUGCGAUCAAAACUGCUUUUCAGGAAAGUGCGUCAACGGAACGUGCGUGUGUGAGCACGGCUGGGUGGGAGAUCAGUGCCAGCACUGCCAGGGCCGCUUCAAGCUGACGGACCUGUCCGGCUCGCUCACAGACGGCCCCGUCAACUAUAAGUAUAAAACCAAGUGCACGUGGCUGAUUGAAGGACAUCCAAACGCGGUUCUCCGGCUGCGCUUCAAUCACUUUGCCACUGAGUGCAGCUGGGACCACACGUACAUCUACGAUGGGGACUCCGUCUACGCCCCGCUGGUCGCUGUCUACAGUGGUCUCGUGGUACCAGAGAGCAGAAAUAACGAAACAGUCCCUGAGGUGGUGACGACAUCCGGCUACGCUCUGCUUCAUUUCUUCAGUGAUGCUGCCUACAAUCUAACCGGCUUCAACAUCGCCUACUCGAUUAAUUCGUGUCCCAACAACUGCUCGGGUCACGGCAGGUGCAGCACGGCGAACUCGGUGUCAGGUCGCGUGUACUGCGAGUGCGACAAGUACUGGAAAGGAGAAGCGUGCGACGUCCUGUACUGCAGGAACAACUGCGACAGCCCCGAACACGGCUACUGCGACCUGACCGGAGAAAAACUCUGCGUCUGCAACGACAGCUGGCAAGGUCCAGACUGUUCUCUCUCCGUCCCCUCCACAGAGGCAUUCUGGGUAGUCUCCAGCGUCAAGCCAUCAGCUCAGUCUCUGAGCCGGGCGUCCCAUCGAGCCCUGGUGCACUCUGGGCUGAUGUGGGUGGUGGGUGGAUACUCCUUCAACUACUCCAACUACCACAUGGUACUGAAUUACAACCUGCAGAGCAGAACGUGGGACACGGUGCCCACCAGCACCGGGCCGGUCUACAGAUACGGACACUCGCUGGCUCUAUUUCAGGACAACCUCUACAUGUUCGGCGGGAAACUGGAAGCCGGCUCGGCCAAUGUGACGGACGAACUGUGGAUAUUCAACAUUCCCAGGCGCACUUGGUCUCCACAGAAACCAGCCCCUCCCCUCCCCUGUGCGGUGGAGGGGCACACCGCCCACGUGGUAGAACUGACCGACAGCGAGCCGGUAAUGCUGACGUUUUUUGGCUACUCGCCAAUCUGCAGCUACACCAACAGAGUUCAGGAGUACCACAUCAGGUCCAACUCAUGGCAGGUGUUGUCCACCAGGGGCGCUGUGGUUCAGGGUGGAUACGGCCACAGCAGUGUGUACGACGAGGCCAGCGGCUGUGUGUUUGUCCACGGGGGCUACAAGGCUUUCAGCAACAAGUAUGGCCUGGUGGACCACAUGUACCGCUACCACGUCCGCACCCGAACAUGGUUUAUCCUGAGGGAGAGCGGUUUGGCACGUUACCUCCACACGGCGGUGCUGCUGAGUGGAACAAUACUCGUGUUUGGGGGAAACACUCACAAUGACACGUCACUAAGCAACGGAGCCAAAUGUUUUUCUGCUGACUUCCUGGCUUAUGACGUUGCAUGCGAUGAUUGGACAGUCCUUCCCCGGCCGGGUCUGCAUCGGGACGCCAACCGUUUUGGACACUCUGCAGUGGUUAGCAACGGCUCCAUGUUCAUCUUUGGUGGGUUUUCGGGGAUUCUUCUCAACGAGGUUCUGGCCUACACCCCUCCAUCCUGUUGGGCCUUCUCCGAUCCAGUCCUGUGUGCCGGUGCCGGCCCGGGUGUUCGCUGUAGCUGGGUUAAAGGUGGAUGUGUCCCGUGGAAGCCACACCCACUCAACUAUGCCUUUCGUCCACCUUUCUGCCCCCCACGAGUCGAAAGUACAGAUGAGCAGUGUUUCAGGUUCUUGGACUGUGCGAGCUGCACCACCAACACAUGGGGCUGUCAGUGGUGUGAGGACAGGAAGUGCAUCUCCAUCUCUAGCAACUGCACGAUGCUGACUCUGGAGCUGGCCCAGCAGCAUGGUGGCACUUUGUAUAUGUCUCCCCCUCCAUCCAUGUUGUCUGAAACCCAGCUGAGUUUAUGGAAGCAUGGAGCCAGGAGGAGGGCAAAAUCGGUGCUCGACUCCUCCAGGUGUGAGCACAGAGAGCAGCAGGAAUGCUUCAGACUGGCCAACUGCCGGAGCUGCUCCCUGAACAACAAGUGUCAGUGGGAUCCACAGCAGCAGGAGUGUCAACCAGCACCCGGUCAGCUGUGUGGAGACGGCUGGUAUCAUGUGGAGGAUGUUUGUCUUCUUAUCAACUCCACCACAGACAGCUACGAUAACGCUCAGCACUACUGCAAGAACCUGGGAGGAAAUAUCGCCUCUCUUCUCACAGACAAACACGUCAGCUUUGUUCUGGAGGAGCUACAAACAUACCAGCUGCAAGACAAGACGUUGUCUCCAUGGGUCGGCCUGAGGAAGAUCAAUGUGUCGUACUGGGCCUGGGAAGACAUGUCACCCUUCACCAACAGCAGCCUGCGCUGGCUGCCCGAGGAGCCCAAUGAUUCAGGAUUCUGUGCCUACCUGGAAUGGGGACAGCUGACUGGACUGAAAGCCAACCCCUGCACCGCCACCACUGAAGGCCUCAUCUGUGAAAAACCCAUCGCGAGUUCACAGAGUCCAAGCGCUCGUCCCUGUAAGAUGCCCUGCGCUUCGAGAACCAGCUGUGCAAACUGCACCAGCCAGGCGAUGGAGUGCAUGUGGUGCAGCAGCACGCAGCGGUGCGUCGACUCCUCCGGCUACGUCGUCUCCUUCCCCUACGGCCAGUGUCUGGAGUGGCAAACCCAGGACUGCACAGCCCAGAACUGCUCUGGUCUGAGGACGUGCAGGGACUGCCUGGAGAGGGCCGAGUGCGGUUGGUGUGGUGACCCCAGCAACACUGGGAGGGGCGUCUGCAUGGAGGGCUCCUACCGAGGGCCCCUGAAGCUGAACAACCCCAAGACUGGAUCCAGGGACCGUCAGAGACACAGGCUGAGAGACAUGGACAUGGUCCUGGACCAGAGUCUCUGCUCAGCAGACAGAGGUUACAGCUGGGCCUUCAUCCAGUGCCCUGCGUGUCAGUGCAACGGUCACAGCAGGUGUGUGAACACCAGCGUGUGUGAGUACUGUGGGAACCUAACAGCAGGGACACACUGCCAGAGCUGCAUGCCCGGUUACUAUGGCGACCCCACCAACGGAGGAAAAUGCAAUGUCUGCAAGUGUAACAGCCAUGCCAACGUGUGCCAUGUCAACACCGGCAAGUGCUUCUGCACCACCAAAGGAGUCAAGGGAGACCAGUGUCAGCUGUGUGACUCGGAGAACCGUUACCUUGGUAACCCCCUGAGAGGAACAUGCUAUUACAACCUGUUGAUCGAUUAUCAGUUCACCUUCAGUUUGCUUCAGGAAGACGACCAUCACUAUACCGCCAUCAACUUCAUGGCAACACCUGAGCAGGCCAACAAGAAUCUCGACAUGUCCAUCAACGCCUCCAACAACUUCAACCUCAACAUCACUUGGUCCUUAAGUUCAACAGCGGGAACCAUCUCUGGUGAAGAGAUGCCCAUCGUGGUGAGGACCAAUGUCAGGGAGCACAGGGACAGCUUCUCCUGUGAAAAGUUUAACUUCAGACUACAUCACAACAUCACCUUCUACGUCUACGUGUCCAACUUCAGCUGGCCAAUCAAGAUCCAGAUUGCCUUCUCUCAGCACAACAACAUCAUGGACCUGGUGCAGUUCUUCGUCACCUUCUUCAGUUGCUUCCUGUCUCUCUUACUGGUCGCUGCUGUGGUUUGGAAAAUUAAGCAGACCUGCUGGGCUUCACGGCGUAGAGAGCAGCUGAUGAGAGAGCGGCAGCAGAUGGCCAGUCGUCCCUUUGCGUCGGUUACCGUGGCACUGGAGGCGGGAAGUGAUCAGGAGGAGCUGCUACAGGUGGUGCCAAAGCCCAUCACGAUGGAGCCGUGCUGGGGGAGCAGAGCAGCUGUUCUGACGGUGCUGCUGUCGCUGCCCAGAAUCCCCUCUGGAAUACCUCCACCAGGACAGUCUGGUCUCGCUAUAGCCAGUGCGCUGGUCAACACAUCCCAGCAGAGGGUCACGGAGUUCAGGGAAAAGGGUUUGAAGCACCGCAAACAGCUCAUGGUCCACCACCAAGGGACCUGCGUCUGAACAGGAUCUUCUCUGCUUUGGAGCACGUCCUCCUAACUUCUGCCAAAAGAGAAACCUUGUCAGCUACAAGGCAAAGAUCAUUGACCUCAAAGUGGAUCAGCAGGAGAAAAGAAGACAGUAAGACUAGGAACAGGAACUGGUGCAGUUCUACAGAAGAUGGAAACCUGACUGCAGGUUCUUUUGUUUGUGGCCGUGUCUCUUCGGGAGUUCAGUUCUUCAUGCUUCUGGCACGUCACCGUAUCGACACGGGAAGAGACUAUAUGCACGGAAAAAGUAAAUUCACAGCAUUACACUCAAAAUGACUUGAGCUGAAAACUUAGUUCACCAAAAAGGAAUGCAGACCCAACUACAGCAGGUGGCGCUCUGAUGGGGAGAUGAUCUUUUGUAUUAAAUUUUAAGACAGUUUUUGACGUUGAAGAGUUUUACAUUGAUGUCUCCUUUCCUCCUUCAGUGGUUCAAGUUCUACAUGCCGAUAUCUACUCAGGUCGCCUGCGAUGGAGAGGAUUCAUGUUUUUUUUCACAAAACAGUUAUUUAGACUGUUAUCUAUUAUCAUGCUGUUGCUAAGCAACAGGCCAGUCAAAGCGGACACACGUACAUCUGACUUUAAGAUUUCACGGAAAAAUAAAGAAAUCAUUCAUUCACUGCAUAAGUUGUACGUGUUCAACAUCUUCGCCCUUUGCCAUUGCACCAAUAGCCCUCAGAGAAUCAGGGCCCCAUCUUGAUUUAUAGUGCAUGUGCAUUUCAGGUGUGUCCAUCUCCACCAUUUACCCUGUGCAUAAUUUGAGCACAAAGGGGUUGGAUUAAGUCUGUAGAUUUGAUCAUGGGUAUGUUCUGGGUGCACCAUGAAUUAAAAAUCAGAUUUUCAUCUGUCAUUCCCUUGUAAGAGUCACAUGCAUGUGACCUUGUUGAUUUGUCACUCAGGUUGUCUGGAUAUGAAACAGAUCUGUGCACAGUGCAUCAAAGCAUUCGGGCAGUUAACGGGAUCAGCAGUUAUCCACCAAAGCAUCCUGAGGUGAGGCACUGAGCACAUUGUUCCUACAACAACUACUCAUCCAACCAGCCAGUCUGCACCAUAUCUCAUCAGGACCAUGUUGUGGUCAGCCCAGUCUUGGUGCUCCCAGAGAAGGAGGAAAGUCCUUUGCAGGCUCUGAGGUCCAUCAGGCUGGUAUUUAGCCAAGGAAAUCUGUAGUGUGGUGUGACAGACAGCUUGAAGUGCAAACCAGAUAUCAAAUUCUAGUCUAUGUUCAGCAGUCAGAUUCCUAUAUCCUGCAGUCACCUCUUCUUCUGGAGGAGUAAAGUUGUGUGUAGGCUAUAAAGUCCUCCAGGCUGGUGCUUCCAGAAUUUGAUAGUGUCAAGCAAAUCAGACAGGACAGGAUGAGGCCAACUGGGAUCGUACAGAUGAAGUAUCCAAAGACAGAUAGAUAGCCUGAAGAACACACCUGGAAAGUAACGCCAGUCUACAGGUUGGUCUUCUGUUGUCCAACAAAGUCACCUGCUGCGUUACAUGUAACACGAUUCCUGAUAUUGCAGGAAAACUCAACUGACUUUACACCAGCUUUUUCUUGGUUGAUGUGGUAGUGUUCUGUUACCUUAUAGCAACACACCAACAUGGCACCUGACCACCUCAGUUUCAGACCAACACACCCGUGGGUGCACCAGUAACCAUGAGAGCACUGAGCACGAAAAUGGCAAAGGCACCAUUUGCCCUGCGGGGUCAGAUGGGGCCCUCAAGUGCUGAAAGAUGUGUGACAAUUCGACUGGAUGUCAACUGUGAUGAUGCCAUAGCAACUGUCACACAGCAGGAUUAUGGACAAUAAUCUGAACUUCAAGCCCUUAAAUUUGAACAGCUGGAAUUAUUAUUUUUAUUAUUAUUAUUUUUUAUUUUUUUUUUUUAAACAGCCAACCAUUUGUUUGCCAUAUUUAUGUAGCACAUUGUUGUUCCUGAUGCAUUACUUUACAAAACAUCCAAUAACAGAAGAACAGCAUAACAGAGCUGACAGAAAACACAAACCUGAACAAGUUCCAGCACAUGAAACCACAGCAGCUUUAUGAGCGCUAAGGAUUGACUCAGUGAUUGAAGGUGGUAAUUUAAUACUUUUUAAUGAAACACUCUUCUGUGCAUCAGAUAUAACCGGAAAAAAGUCUCAUAACCGAAAAAGGACAGGUUUAGCCAUGAUGUCACAUGACUUCCCCUAGUAACUAUUAUUUCUUAUUCAAAACAAUUAACAUUGAUCACAAAGCACAUUCUGGAAGAAAAAAAAGUAAUUAAAAAAUGACAGUGCACUAGAAGGCAAAUAACUUCAGAUGUUAUCUGAUCUAUUGGCCAGGUGCGUCUCUUACAAUUAGUCGUUGCCUUUGCGUAUUUGACAGUGAUAGUUUGAUGCCAGUGUUGCUAUGGCGAUGACAUCACGCUAACCUUGUCCAUCCUGUCUCCACCCGUGUUGAUGUUGAGGUGAUGUUUGGAACCGUGCGCCCCAAGAUUAAGCCGAAAUUGUUUGAAAUUUUAUGCAGCUGUUGGUCUCGACGUUUGUUAGCUUUGAUGCUAGUGUUGCUAUGGCGAUGACAUCACGCUAACCUUGUCCAUCCCGUCUCCAUCCGUGUUGAUGUUGAGGUGAUGUUUGGAACCGUGCGCCCCAAGAUUAAGCCGAAAUUGUUUGAAAUUUUAUGCAGCUGUUGGUCUUGACGUUUGUCAGCUCUGAUGUAACGUUCAAGUUUAUUGUUCGUGCUACUGACGGGAUGCAGUUUCCUUUCAUUUCGGUUCUUAAUGUGAAUCACUUAACCUUCAGUAACGUGUAUGAAUGCUUCAUUUGCAACUCUAUUUACUGAUUAUGCAAAUUAUGCUUUUGUAAUUUUAUUAUAAGUGCACCU